Messenger RNA from Racocetra persica, 213 nucleotides. NCBI's taxonomy places the organism in Eukaryota, Fungi, Glomeromycota, Glomeromycetes, Diversisporales, Gigasporaceae. The record is from the annotation of a GenBank genome assembly.
AUGGAUAAUAAAGAGGAAAAAGUACUUUUAGUCGAUAAUAUCAAAAACAUAAUCGAAGAAAAUAAAAAACAAAUCAAGAAACUAGAAAAAGAUAAUAAAGAACUCAAUGAAGAAAACAAUGAACUCAAGGGACAAAUCAAUAAACUUUUAGAAGAAAUUAAAAAUAAACAAAAUAAUUUUUUAAAAAAUAUCCUGUUUGAUUUAUUAAAACAU